Aspergillus pseudonomiae is the source of this 531-nucleotide messenger RNA. RefSeq lists its product as uncharacterized. NCBI's taxonomy places the organism in Eukaryota, Fungi, Ascomycota, Eurotiomycetes, Eurotiales, Aspergillaceae. The transcript has a single exon. The record is from RefSeq and is a predicted model, not a curated record. Bases 112 to 405 code for a protein of 97 amino acids.
UGUCUGUUGCUAGCGAGAAAGACGUUCGACUUCUCGUACAUCUUCCUUCCUUAGACUUAAGCACUCUGUCUUGGGGAUGAGGACAGACUUGGUAAGCGUCGGGUUUGGAUCAUGCUCGCCACCGCUUUUUCCGUCGCUAUUGUCACCUUGGUCAUUGUCCUGGGACUCUUCAGUUCUGGGGGUCAUUUGGGAAGGCUUGGUGGCUGGUGCAUUAGCGUAGUACAUCCUGACGCCCACUCUCCACCAGAGUGCACCAGUGUUAUUUAUCCUCUCAGUUCACGUUACAAUGUCAAUAAAUUGUACCAAACUGUCAAGAAAUUUAUUGACCAAGAGCGUCGGAGCGUAUUGUCAAUUUCAAGCAUGAAAAAUAUCUACAAUGUCCCUUGCACGAGCUCUGAUUUGUAACACAGAUACUGUCUGUAGGAUAGGGAUAGGGACCAAACCGUCGUUAUAGGUUCCAAUGUUGACUAGUUGGUAGUGACUGCGCGGCACGUUCCAAGCGGAAGACUCGCUCAUGCGGAGAUCCAGAGU